GCAUCGCAUCUCUGCUUACCACCAUCGUCCACGCAAGCACUGCGGUGAUCACAAGACCAAGAAGGUCUACAUCAAGCCCGCGUACCGCCAAGAGCGCUAUCAUCAUCACUAGCUGGCCUUUGUUGCGCCAGGCCAUUAGGCGCAGGGGCGUCGGCAGCGUUUCUAAUCCAGCUCCUUCAUCCACCCUGGCAGCUAAGAUGCCUGAGCACAUCACCUUGCCACUUCCCUCGCUGCUCCGAAGCAGCUUUCCUCCAUACGACGCACAAGCUGCGCGAGCAGCUCAGGAGGUGCUAGACCGCAACCAUCAAACCUAUCACGUCUUUUUCAACGAGAGGGGUCUCCACAACCAUGCUGCCCACCACAUCCUCGCAGCAUUGCAGCUGGGAUGCGCCCCUUCAAGUUUUGCGCAGCAUCUAGAGAAGGCAGAGGAGUAUCUGCUCAAUCCGGAUUGGAAGCUACAUCGAAACCCGAAGGACCAAGGUGCCAAAGGCUCGAUCGAGCAGCACAAUUGGACGGAGCAUCUGGGCAAACACGACUGGUACUGGCAUUAUCUCGCUUUUUUCGAAAGUCAAAUCAAGGAAAAAGGUGGAGCGGCUUGUCUGGAAGAGUUUGUAUUCGGAGAGAAGGCCAAUGAAAAGCAAGUCGCCAUGCUGGGCCGCUUCAUCGGCGGAGCUCUUCAUCCUUUCAUUCACACCGGCUACGGAUUUGAAUUCGGACUUGACGGCAUUGUGGCCGAGGGCCUCGCUAUGACCGCCAUGACCGAGCCACGAUUCGCUGCAGUUCUUCCGCCGCGUCCCACUGGCGACAAGACCGCUUCUACCAGUAACAGCGGUACCACCGCCAACGGACUGAAGACGGACGAGCCUCUGUCUGUCUUCUCCAUUCUGUCGCUCGCAUACGUUGACAAACGUCUCGACAUCUCUCACCACUCUGAUGAUGACAAAUUCGCACCGCUUCUUGAGCCACAAGCAGCGGCAUUGCUGAACGAAUACACCAGCCGCUGGCAUAUCAGUGAGGAUGACGUAGGCCACCCUGACCUCUUGACCAUCCGAGGAGGCUCUGCAGGCAAAUGGACGGAGCUGAUCUGGGUCGUUGUUCUGCUGCUCGGAGCAACCUCACGACCAGGCAAGCAGCUGCGUCACGACUUUUUCCUCAUGCACGCUCACAACGCGACGCUAUUUCUACCUUCCCUCUUGCCGCAACUAACCAUUGCGAGUCGUAUCAAGCUACUCGACGCCCUGUGGCGUACCAUCUUCACUUACUGGGUUGCGAGGGGCCGCCCUGUCUUCUACAUCGAGGGCACUCUUCUUGAAUCCACAACCGAGCCAGUCAAGCCCACUGCCGCACAGCACAACGACGAGCACGCGGCAAAGGCACUGCGAAGCCUGAUCCACUAUGCUGAGCACUUGUCCCACACUCCGGCUGGGACUUUCUCUCUCCCUUCUGGGAUCAAGGAUGCCGUGCAAGGGAGGGAAGUUUUCCCUGGCCUGGAGAAGCUGGACGGGACUGCCUUCAUUAGGACUGCUGGUCAACUCCUGCAGAAUCAGGGAUGGCCGGGAGAGGAGAAGGAGAAUUGGGACUUUGAAGGUUUGGGCUACGAUGAGGCCUGGCAAUCCGGCUAGUCGGGAGCACGGAAAGGGGUCCCUUCCGAAGCGAAGCUAAGCCUUGCCGCUGCAAGGUCUAUGACCCUUCACGACCUGGACGAUCGUCUGAAGCCACGAAGCAACAGGUGACGAAAGCAGUCUGUAAGUGUAAGAAAUUCAAGAAUAAGAUUU
Microstroma glucosiphilum is the source of this 1775-nucleotide messenger RNA. RefSeq lists its product as hypothetical. NCBI's taxonomy places the organism in Eukaryota, Fungi, Basidiomycota, Exobasidiomycetes, Microstromatales, Microstromataceae. The coding region runs from base 198 to 1622 and encodes 474 amino acids. The record is from RefSeq and is a predicted model, not a curated record. The transcript is spliced from 3 exons. Gene Ontology annotation, molecular function: oxidoreductase activity.